Messenger RNA from Cuculus canorus (common cuckoo), 3846 nucleotides. RefSeq names its product acid phosphatase 6, lysophosphatidic (gene ACP6). Gene Ontology annotation, biological process: dephosphorylation. Gene Ontology annotation, molecular function: phosphatase activity. Bases 46 to 1290 code for a protein of 414 amino acids. The transcript has 10 exons. Lineage: Eukaryota; Metazoa; Chordata; Aves; Cuculiformes; Cuculidae. The record is from RefSeq and is a predicted model, not a curated record.
GCCCCUCGGUGCGGUGCGGAUGCCGGCGGCGAGAGCGCUGCCGCCAUGGGUUGGGGGACGCGUCUGGGUGUCGUGGGCGGCCUGGCCGUGUGGGCGCAGCGGCGGCGGGCGGCGGCUGCCCGGGGCGCCGGUGGGGAGCGGCGGGAGCUGGAGCUGAAGCUGGUGCAGGUGGUGUUCCGGCACGGGGCGCGCACCCCGCUGCGGCCGCUCCCGGGGGCGGCGCCGGUGGAAUGGCAUCCUUCUCUUUUAGAUGUGCCUGCUGAGACUAAGUUUGACUAUGUGGUCACUGACCUAAAUGGAGGGCCUCAACCUCCCUCACUCUAUGAGGAGCAAUACAAAAAGAUCACAUUCAAAGGUGGUGUAAUUGCAGGACAGCUGACAACAGUAGGGAUGCAGCAGAUGUUUGCCCUGGGGCAAAGGCUGAGGAGAAGAUACGUGGAAGAAGCCAAUUUUCUCUCACCAACAUUUAAGCCUGAUGAGGUCUUUGUCCGUUCCACUAAUAUUUUCCGGAAUCUGGAGUCCACACGGUGCCUGCUGGCUGGGCUCUUCCAACAGCAGAAAGAAGGAUCUGUUGUCAUUGUCACGGAUGAAGCAAGCUCUGAAAUCCUCUACCCCAAUUACCACAACUGCCAGCACCUGAAAUGCUUGAGCAGGCAAAAGCUGAAGAAUGCUCUGCAACAGCCAGGUAUUUCUGAUGACUUGAAAACAAUUAAGGAGAAGAUGGGUAUUGAUGAUGAUAACCCUGUGGAUUUUUUUCUCCUCCUUGAUAACAUUCGUGCUGAGCAGGUGCACAAUCUGCCAAGCUGCCCUGUGCUGAAAAACUUUGAGCAGACAGUUGAGCGUCGAUCUGUUGACUCCCUGCUUUUCCUUCUGGAAGAUGCUUCAAGAGAAGUUCUUAAGAUGAGCAUUGGUCUCCUUUUCCAUACCUUACAGAAGAACAUUACAGAAACAGUAGAUCCCUCAUCUCCAGCUGAAAAGGCCAGAAAGCUCAUUCUCUAUGCUUCUCAUGACACUACCCUUAUUCCUCUCCUGGUGGCAUUGGGCACCUUCGAUCGCAAGUGGCCACCAUAUGCUGCAGAUGUGACCCUGGAACUCUAUCAGCACCAGCAAUCCAAAGAGUGGUUUGUUCGCAUGUCUUACCAUGGAGAGGAGCAAGUGGUAAAAGGAUGUAGAGCAGGUCUCUGCCCACUGGAGGAAUUUCUAGAAGCUCUUCAACAGUACUCAGUCAGUCCAGAGGAAUACAGCAACCUGUGCUCCCAAAUGGAGGGGAAUCAGCCAGCUGACUCAUAAAUAAGUUGUCUUAAAUUAAAAUUAGUUUAUUGUCACAAUCUUUGACUAUUUUAUUUUAUGUUCCUGCCAACUUUUCCUAUUGUAAGGAUAUUUUAGAUGAGGGGACUUUUUCCUACCAGACACAGGGUGGCACAGUGUCACUUUUCACUGCUAGCAGCCAGAUGAAAGAAACCACAUAACAGAAUGGCUCGAGUUCACUCCUGAGAUAGCCGUACAAAAGCACAGAGAGGCUGAAAACAGCAAGGGGAAGAACAGACCUUUUUAAAUUGCCCUGCUGCUUCAGGAAUACGAGAGAAAACAUACCUGUUCUUCAUCUGUUGGGACUGAGGGAUGAAGCCCAGAUUGCUCUGUGCUACCAGACUCGAGAGCUUUGACAUAAUGAUUGCUUUUAUGUAUGGUGAACUGCAAAAGCCACUGUGCCUUUUCCCCCUUUCUUUUGUCAUGUUGGAGGGUCGCUCUGCAGACAGAUGAACCUCCCGAACUGCAUAGCAUUUAGCUACCCAAUCUUCUUGAGGGCAUUUUAGCACACAGAUCUCCAAAGGGACAGAAAGCCUUCAAACCUCUUCCCUGCUCUCCUCUAAUUAUGGAAACUCUGCUGCGAACAUGCAAAACAACCACAGUGGGACAAGUACAAGAACAUGCACUCUUGGUGAACUCUGCCUAAUAUGCUUCAAAAACAAGGAAGUCUGGGAAGCUCCUAUUGGCUCUAACUUUGGGCAGCAUUGCAUCCAUUUUGCUCUUUCUGAAGCAGGCAUACACCGGCCUAGCCCAACAGAACUACUUCUAGCUGACAUGAUGACACUUUUUGUCCUGCAAGACAGUAACUAAGGAUCGACAGGUUGCCAAAAUCCACGUUUUUCAAUGAGUAAAUAAAACUUGGAUCCCGACCUACUUUCUUUGGGAUAUGUAGAGGCUGAAAUAUGGGGGGUGCUACUUCUUCAAAUGGCUCUGCAGUUUUAAUUCUGCGUUACCCCUUCUCAGUUAGUGAAAACAGACCACAGUGAUGUCAAUGUAAGUCAUUGACAGGUAUGUGGCUGGAGGCACUACAGUACCUUCUCCCUGAGAAGCGUGGGCUGGAUUUACCUCUACUCCUUCAUUAGCCUGCUCCCACCACAAUUACAUGUUGACACCAAGCACAGUGAACAGAAUCAUUUGAAUGCUAAAUACAUUGCUGGAGGUCUCACUGAACUGCUAUUAGAAGCUGUCAAAAAAAAGCAAACAAAACAUUGUUAUUUUCCACUAAGUUUUUCUACAGCCUAAAAAGCUAAUGCCAUUAUAUAAAAAUCAAUGGCCUAUCCUUGAUUGAGAACAGUGUGUACUGCUCCAAACAAGUGUUCUCAUAUGCACGGUAUAAAGUAUUUGGAGCGUGGCAAUGGGAAACUUAAGGCAUACAACUUCAAGUUAUUUGUGAGGCACGGACUGCUUGGGACAGGGAUAGUGGGGAACAGCAUUGGAAGCCUUCAUCCUACAACUAGACAAAGUGGGAACUCACAUGUCUUGUAAACAAGAGGCGGGAGCAUCUCCCAGAAAAACAGCAACCACCUUAAAAAUGGCAACAUGGUCAAGACCCACAGAACUUGGUAGCAUCAGCCGUCCUAGUGCACGUAAGAUUAUUGAGGGGUGCAUCAUUCACACCGUUAAAAUAAUCCCAUUACUCUAGGCAGGGUAUUAUACAUUUCAAUAACAGAAGAACUCGGAAAAAUGGGCUAGCUUUUUGGCACUGUCUAGGAAGAAGCCUCCACCGGGAAGAUUCUUUAACUAUUGCCUCUUAGAGGGUUUCUGCAGUGCCCCUGUGCCAUGUCACAGCCUUGCACUUCCCCUCAGUGUGGAAGUAGUUGGGCUGUGCAUUGGUCUCAUCCCACUGAGAAACUCCAUGGUAGUCAUGGCCCACAGGAUGAAGGGGUAGUUUCUUUCUGACCAAAACUAGCAUAAAUAAUGAUCUCAGAAGAGGAUUGGUGGGAUGGUGGAAGAGUGUUAAGACCAAAGGACAUAGAUAACUGUGAAGGGCUGAACUGCAAACACAACAUGGAAGAGCUGAUGCAUUUCUGAGAACAUGAAUAAAAAAUUUCUAGAAAUCUGGAAUAUUCCCAAGCAACUAGUGCAUUUACAUGAACAGCUGACUCUUCGCAAGAACUGAGAAAGACACAAAUCCCAAAGGACAGGAAAAGAAAUAGCCAAAACAUUAAUAUCCGGGCUGUUAAUGAGAACUGCUUGCUGACACGAGCAGCAAAUGUGUUCAACCAUCAGGUCCCAUCAGACUUGAGUUGGGGCUGCUAAUCCAAGUUAGUCUGCUUCCCUUGCUAUUUCAGUCCAACGCAGUCAACGCAGGUUGGUCAACAUAAACCUAAAAGACUUUUUUUCCAUUUUGCUUGCAAACCUAUCCUCAAAAGAACGUUUCACUUAGGCAAUGUUAGUAUAGUAAAUAAUUGGCAGGAAAUAAGUCAACUUAAAUUUAGGGAUUUGUUUUCUUCUCAUGUAAAACAUGAUCUUUUAAAGUUUCCAGUAUCCCAGACCAAAUAGCAUCACUUUUCUCUCCUACCUCAUGCUCUGACUCAA